GUGAUGGAAUAAUCCAAUUUUGACAUUGAAAACAUCACCACCCUCCUCGCAUCUCUCGCGUCGCGUUCUGUCGAUUUCAAAUUCAGCCAUUUCGAUUCUUUCAUUCACUUGUGGUUUUGCAAGACUAAUUUAGAGGUUGCAGCCUGGAUGCUUGUGGACUUCAAGUUUGUCAACGAAUAAUUACCGAAUGGAACUUGCAAGGCCUGCUUCAGGUAGAAGAAGAUUGAAAGAUUUGUUGCUUCAGAGUGAUAAUCGCUUUUGUGCUGAUUGUAAUGCUCCAGAUCCCAAAUGGGCAUCUGCAAACAUUGGAGUUUUUAUAUGCCUAAAAUGCUGUGGUGUGCACAGAAGCCUUGGUACUCAUAUAUCAAAGGUUUUGUCUGUGACGUUGGAUGAUUGGUCAGACGAUGAAAUAGAUGCAAUGAUUGAAGUUGGGGGAAAUGCUUCUGCCAAUUCAAUUUAUGAGGCAUAUAUUCCAGAAGGAUGUACUAAACCUGGAGCAGAUGCUGGUCACGAGCAGCGUGCAAAGUUCAUUCGGUCAAAAUAUGAACUUCAAGAAUUUUUGAAACCAAGUUUGCGCAUUGUGUCUGGAAAGAGCAGUCUAGAUUCAAGUUCUUCCAAAAGUUUUAUGGAUAGUUUUAAAAGUACUAGUAGUUCACAGAGAAUGGAAGGUAUGGUACAAUUUAUUGGAAUGCUGAAGGUGAAAGUGAUCAAAGGCACAAAUUUAGCAAUCAGGGAUAUAAAGUCAAGUGAUCCAUAUGUUAUUUUGAACCUUGGCCAGCAGACUGUCCAGACAACUAUUGUGAGGAGUAACUUGAAUCCAGUCUGGAAUGAGGAAUAUAUGCUGUCUGUUCCUGAGCACUAUGGACCACUGAAAUUGAAAGUAUUUGAUCAUGACACAUUUUCUGCUGAUGAUAUAAUGGGAGAAGCAGACAUUGAUCUUCAGUCACUAAUAACAUCUGCUAUGGCCUUCGGAGAUGCUGGAAUGUUUGGCGAUAUGCAGAUAGGAAAAUGGUUAAAAUCCGAUGACAAUCCACUUAUUGAGGAUAGCACGGUGAAUAUUGUUGAUGGUAAAGUUAAACAAAUGAUGUCGCUCAAGCUCCAGAAUGUUGAAUGUGGAGAAUUAGAUCUUGAACUCGAGUGGAUUCCUCUUGAUCAAUAGGUACUUAAUUGCUGUUAACCUAUAAUUUUCUUUAUGAAAUCUCUGUAAUUUUUUCUCUUCAGCUUUUGGUUCAUCGGCUCAUCGCCCUAGAGGAACAAAUAUUUGUCUAUUUAAUUUAUGCCUGUUACGUUAUCUGACCAAACAUUCAGUAAAUUUUCUUCAGAUAAAAAAAAAUCACAGGAGAACAUAGUUUU
This is a messenger RNA of Abrus precatorius (Indian licorice), 1353 nucleotides long. Its product is annotated as probable ADP-ribosylation factor GTPase-activating protein AGD13. NCBI's taxonomy places the organism in Eukaryota, Viridiplantae, Streptophyta, Magnoliopsida, Fabales, Fabaceae. Gene Ontology annotation, molecular function: phospholipid binding; GTPase activator activity. The coding region runs from base 188 to 1159 and encodes 323 amino acids. The record is from RefSeq and is a predicted model, not a curated record. The transcript has 9 exons.